This is a messenger RNA of Durio zibethinus, 639 nucleotides long. RefSeq lists its product as uncharacterized. Gene Ontology annotation, molecular function: protein binding. The record is from RefSeq and is a predicted model, not a curated record. NCBI's taxonomy places the organism in Eukaryota, Viridiplantae, Streptophyta, Magnoliopsida, Malvales, Malvaceae.
AUGUGGACUGAUCUUCUUUUACAAGGCGCUUUAAUUCUUGUUACGAUUUUCAUGUUCCUCGCCAUGCACGAUAUCCCCAAAAAGAUCUUCACUAAAUUCCGGUAUCGGAAUCGAGCCGACUUCCAAGCUAAGCGCCACUUUGUCCUCGGAGCCCAGCUUCUUUCUCAAGCCAGAUCCUCCAAGUCUCGCUCAUCCACCACUUCUUUAGCCAAACAUGCCGAAUCCGAAGCUGAGAAGGCUAUUUCUCUUGACCCAAAAGACGCCGCCGCUUACAUCCUCAAAGCACUCGCUCUUGAUCUCCAGGGCUUCAAGACCUCCGCUCUUGACUCCCUUGACGUCGCUCUCUCCCCUCUUGCUUCCAAGUCGUUGACUGAUGAAGAACGAGGCGACGCUCUGUUUAAACGAGCCGAGUUGAAGAUGUCCAUGAACCGCCGAGGCAGCCGAGUGGACUCGGCGAUCGACGAUUUGACCAAGGCUGUAGAAUUGAGUGCGGAUAACGUCAAGGCGUUUUGUCUGUUGGGAGAGUGUUAUAAAUUGAAGAAGAUGAAAGCCGAAGCUAAAGCAGCUUUCGAGGAGGCUCUUAAGGUCGAGCCCAGCUCCAACGCUGCUCGCACCGCCCUUGACCGGUUGAGCUCGUAA